AUGUCCAACAUCAAUGUAUCCAAGAAGACAAGAUUGUCUGAUUUAAUAAAUUACACAGUUAAAGUGAUAACAUUAGACUCUAGACAAUUCAUAGGUGAAUUAUUAUCAUUUGAUAAACAUUAUAACUUAGUCCUUGCAGAUACAGAAGAGUAUAGACUUACGAAAAAAUCAGUAUUAUCAUUAAAAGAUCGUGCAAGAAAUAAAUCUGAAGAAUCAGAAUCAAAUUUAAUUCAAGAACAAAAAAGAACAAUUGGUUUAAUUAUACUUAGAGGUGAACAUGUGAUAUCUGUUACCAUAGAAGCUCCACCAACAAACCAAAAGGCAAGAGUUGCUGCCAAACAAGGCUCUGGUGUUAUAAAACCAUUGAAAACUAAUAAUACAACAACAAAACCUUCAGGUCAAAGUUUAACAGCUCCUGUACGUACUCAAAACAAUCCAGGUUUUGCAGGUGCUCCAAAAGGUUUCAAUCCACCUCCUGGUUUCAAAAGAUAA
Molecule: messenger RNA, 492 nt
Organism: Hansenula ciferrii
Lineage: Eukaryota; Fungi; Ascomycota; Saccharomycetes; Phaffomycetales; Wickerhamomycetaceae
Gene: SMB1
Product: mRNA splicing protein SMB1
Exons: 2
Coding region: 1-492 (163 amino acids)
Biological process (GO): mRNA splicing, via spliceosome
Cellular component (GO): U2-type prespliceosome; cytoplasm; catalytic step 2 spliceosome
Molecular function (GO): RNA binding
Source: RefSeq, a predicted model, not a curated record